This is a messenger RNA of Coffea arabica (coffee), 534 nucleotides long. RefSeq lists its product as uncharacterized. NCBI's taxonomy places the organism in Eukaryota, Viridiplantae, Streptophyta, Magnoliopsida, Gentianales, Rubiaceae. The record is from RefSeq and is a predicted model, not a curated record.
AUGACACCAUUCCAAGCUCUAUAUGGUUAUAAACCACCUAAAUUGAGUUCGAAACGUGAUGACACUCAAGUUGUUGUUGCUGAAGAUUGGUUAAGGGAGAGGGUGAACUGGAAUCCAUUAUGGAGAGAAAAUUUGUUGAAAGCUCAUAACAAAAUGAAGCAGUUUGCUGAUAAGCACAUAACAGACCGAUCCUUUACUGAAGGUGAUUGGGUGUACCUUACGUUGCAACUGUAUAGACAGACGAUAGUAGCUUUAAGAAAAAAUUUGAAGUUGGUAGCAAAAUACUAUGGGCAAUAUCACGUGGAAAAGAGGAUUGGGUCAGUAGCUUAUAAGCUUAAACUCCCACGAGGUACUGCUAUUCACCCUAUUUUCCAUGUUUCACUCUUGAAACCAUCUGCUAAAGGAACUCCUAUCAGCAGUGAAUUACCACAGAUAUCAGAUGAAAAGUUCUUCACUAUUACUCCCACUACAGUGUUGGAUAGAAGGGUGAUUAACAGGAAUGGGCAACAAUUGGAGCAGGUCUUAAUUUGCUAG